This is a messenger RNA of Ectocarpus siliculosus, 3757 nucleotides long. Lineage: Eukaryota; Phaeophyceae; Ectocarpales; Ectocarpaceae. The record is from the annotation of a GenBank genome assembly.
AUGGCACGCGCCCCGGUAUCGACGAUGCUGUCGUCCGACAAUCCGCGGCCGCCUCCUCAGCGCCGCCGCACUUCUUCCGGCCGGCGGCUAACGGCGGUGGCGGCGGCCACCGCCGCCGCUUCCAUCGAGGAGGGAAACGAGGAGGAACAAGCCCCGGUCUGGCGACCGGUCUCGUUCGAGAAGGCCAAGUCGGAACCUAGCACCGCCGCCCCGCCGCCGGCCAGGAGAACAACGCCGGGGCGCCCCGGGACGACGUGCACCUUGCUGGCUUCCGUGGGGCCUAGUUUCUUGCAGGCGGGAAGCGCGCAGGAUUCGUGUAGCAGCGUCAACAGCGGGUGUUUCGACCAAGGCAGCAGCUCCGGGCGGGGCGGCGGCGGCGGCGGCGGCGGCGGCGGUAGCGUCUGCGCCUCGCCCUCCUCCGUCGCCUCCGGCACCGGGAGGAGGAGGGCGAGGACGAACAGCAGCGCCUCGGUGCUCAAGGCCGCCGCGACUUCCUCCGUGACUCCGCGAUCGACGGCGAGCGCGCCGAUGUUUUCGCCCGGGGGCGGGGGAGGGGGCCGCCGUCACCGCGGCGGCGGCGAACGCCCCCGGUCGCUUCCGCCACCGCACGGCAUCCCCAACUCGCGGAGUAGCGGUCGGCCUCUGCGGCAUCAUGGUCAACAAGGCGGCGGUGUCGCCGAGGUCGGCGGUGGACAUCAUCCAACGCGGCAAAGGUCCAGCGGGGGGGUGCCGUUGCCGUUGCCGUCGCCGUCGCCGUCGCCGUCGCCUGCGGCUGCUGCUGCUGCCGCCGCCGCUUCGUGGGCGGAGGUGGAAGCCCUGGCGCUGACGUCGAUCGUGCCCGCGGUGAGAGAGGCCGCGGAUUCGGUCGCUCGCCUCAUGAAGGCGUCCGGCGGCGGCGGCGGCGGGGGGGGGAAUUGGGUGGGGUGGUGCGGUUCCGUGGCUCGGACCUUACGGAGGGCGGUGCGCGUGCUUGCGAAGGCGACGGCUCACGAUGAGCAAGUCGAGCGCGUCUUGAUGGAGGACAUCCAGGAGAGCAUCUGCGAGAUGAGCGAGAUCAUGCAGUGCUACGCGAGCAGGGGGCUCUCCGCCGAGGAGGCGUUUUGGUCGGGGCUGUGCCAUCGCCGGCAGUCCGAGGCUGAGCUGGCCAUCGCCCUCGCUUCGCAACGGCUUGAGCUCGUCAUGAAGGUUCGCGCGGGAUACAGCGGCGGCAGCAGCAGCAGCAGCCUGCUGGAGGCAUCGGAUCGCCAUUCGCGGAUGCAGCGAAGAUCCUCUCAGGAGAUUCUUGAAGAUUCCAAGACAAGGUUGAGGGAGUGGCGGCUUCACCAGGUGGAAAUUCCGGCCACCGAGGUUGAGGUUGUGGGUGACGAGGUCCUCGGAGACGGGGAUGGCGGGGGCGGCGGCGGCGGGGGGGGUAGAGGUAGUGAAGACAAAAGGAACAGCACGGUUUCCACCACGGUGUACCUGGGCAGCUGCAUGGGGCUAAACGCGGCGGUCAAGGCUUUUUCUUUCAAAGGAGGAGGAGGAGGAGGAGGAGGAGGAAACGGGUCAUCGGAGUCGACGGCGGCGCCCGCGCCAAUGCCGCUGGACGACCGCGCCCUGCGCCGCAUCGUGGGAGACGUUUGCUCCGGCAUGGCGCACCUGGCGGACCUGGGGUUCGUCCACGGAGGGUUGUCGUCGAGCAACGUGCUGUUGGACGCCAGGGGGAGAGCUAAGAUCUCGGAUCUCGGGCCGCUGCUGCGGACGCCGGUGGCCGGCAACACCACGCGGCUCCGGUACACGGCGCCGGAGGUGCUGGCCGGCGAGGACACGAGCCUAAAGAGCGACGCCUACAGCUUCGGCAUGCUGGUGCUGGAGUGCCUCACGAGGCGGCUUCCCUGGCAGCAGGAGGACGACGAGGACGCCGCUACCACCGCCGCCGCCAUCGAUGACGGGACGACUACGUCAUCGGCGGUGGAAGAUGCUCGGCUUUCGCGGACCGUCAUGAGCGGAGACCGGCCGGGCGUGCCGGGGGACGCGCCCCGCGACCUGGCGCGCGUCGCGAAGGACUGCUGGGCCCACGACCCGGCCUCCAGGCCGGACAUGGUCCGCGUGCUGGAGGACCUCUACCCGACGGGGCUGACAGCAACAAGCGCGGCGGCGGGGGUAGCGGCUGGAGAGUCGGGUGAAGCUGUGCCUACUAAUAGUAUGACGACAAGGGUGGACGACGACGACGACCAUCACCAUCAUCGGCACGGCGAGGCACGUGUACUGCAUGGUGAUGAGGAUGACAGCAGUGGCCUCAGGCCGGGGCCCAGGGGCGCCGGGGCGGUCAGGAGGACGCGGGGGAUCGGCGACGGGACGACCCCUCGGAGUUUCGAGCUCUCCUCCCCUAGGAAGAUGUUCCCGUUCCCGUCGUCGGGCGCGGGCUCGCCCCUCGCGACCAUGACGACCCCGGGAACUCCCUGCAGCAGCAGCGGCAGGAGCAGGAGGCGUGCCACCUCUUUGGAGACCUUCUCCACUCUGGGCGUGUCUUCGACGACGUCUUCGGCAAGAUCCAGCGUGUCGCGCCACGUCCGCGGGGCUUCGGCCGGCGGCGGCGGCGGCGGCAGGGGGGGACGGGUCCUUGGUGUUGGUGGUGGUAUUGCUGGCGGAGGCGUGUUGUUUGCGGAGCGUUCCCACACGAUGCCGGUCAGGACGCAAAGGUCGCGCAGCAGGAAGGGCGACGGGGCGGAUGCCCCCAGCAGAGCCGAGUCGUUGCCCUGCGUGCAGUAUUUAGCAGCUCAAGAAAUCUCACACCAAUGAACUGCUACUACUACUGCGUACUCCGCCAUGUAUCGAACCGUCCGUUGGCUAUUUAUAGAGAUGGAUGGAUGGGUGGAUAGAGAGAGUACCAACAGUGAACAAGCAUUAGGUCUAUGAUGUACUAGUUAGAGCUAGGUUUUGUUCUCGGAAGGUACGACUCGGGCGAGAAGGCUUUUUUUUUCGCUUUUUGCGCUUCACCGCGAAGAGGUUUUGCAAAGAUGAAUAAUCAGCCGUGCGUGGUGGUAUCGUUGUAAUACUGUGUGUAUGUCGUAUGUGACUCAGCUCCCGAUGGGAGAGGGGGGCUGACCAGGUGUGCAUGUAUUUGUGUGGGUGUUUGGGGAUCAGUUUCUUGGGGAAAGGAAGCUUUCAUGUUGUGUAAAGUAAAAGGGAAGGGAAGGGGAGAUAAGGGGGGGGGGGGGGGGGCACCGUCAUUCGCACCGAAAUUGAUUGUAGGGUAUGUAUAGUAUGUAGAGUAGGUCUGCCUCACUAUGGCGUGUCUUGUUUUUAACUGGGGGUGUAUGUGUGGUGCGUGGUUUGCUCACUAAUUGUCACGAGUUUGCGGAAAUAGUAGUAAACAGAGCGAUCGACCAGCCGGGCGAUACGAUCUUUCUUAAAUAACGUGAUAAGUUAUUGUCGUUUCUAUGUAUGUAUGUAUCACUUCAAACCAGUGUUGUUAGAAUUCAUCGAUCGGCGGUUCAGCCGUUUUUUUGGAUCAGCCUACCAAUGGCCGUCGCUUCUGUUUUCGGAAAGUAUUCCCCUUUGUCAAGUCUGUCUACAGGAAAGAGUAGUACCGUGGCCACGGCUGCUUUCCCAAUUGAUUUGAACUAGAGGCGAGAGCCGACCAAGACUUCGUGCCGCGGUGUCGGGAUGUCGGGAUGGGCACGCGCGGCUACUGCCAAGAGGCAACGGCUUGGAGUUUUUUCUGCAUGUUAUUUCUUCUGUCACAUCACGUCACAAAAAAUCACAGGGAUGUUCA